Messenger RNA from Danio rerio (zebrafish), 1422 nucleotides. The record is from RefSeq and is a predicted model, not a curated record. NCBI's taxonomy places the organism in Eukaryota, Metazoa, Chordata, Actinopteri, Cypriniformes, Danionidae.
AUGGUAGACUAAGAGGAGGCGUGGACUGCUGCAUUCUCUUAAACGUCAGCGCUCAGAACAGAGCUCCAUACCUUAUUUUGACUCUGACUCGGAAUUCUGGAUCAUUUGGUUCAGUCUAUUUUUAUCUGUAGUUUGUUAUGGUGCACAAAGACCUUUGUGAACAUAGCAGACGUUUAAACCACUAUUAAACUGAGGAUGACUAAAGACGCAUUAGCUGUCACUAUCGUGGUCUUGUGGCUGCUCUGCAAUCCGGCGAGGAUCAGGGGAACCGGGGGAUUUCAAGGCGCCAUUCCUCACCCAAAUAAAUACAGUCCAAACCAGUCGGAGCAGUCACCGCAGACACCGCAGGCCGGUUCCAGGGGAAUGGGACCGCCUUCAGCCGGGGACGAGGUGCUGGACUCCAGCCAGGAGGCUUUACACGUAACGGAGCGCCGGUAUCUCAAACUCGACUGGUGUAAAACGCAGCCGCUGAAGCUGAUGAUCUACGAAGACGGAUGCCAACCGCGCGCCAUCAUCAACCGCUUCUGCUACGGACAGUGCAACUCUUUCUACAUCCCUCGACACAUUUACCAAGAGGAUGGCGCGUUCCAGUCGUGCUCCGUGUGCAAGCCCAAAAGUUUUACGACCGUCACUUACACGCUCUUCUGCCCCGGUCAAACUCCCAACACCAAGAAAAAGCGCGUGCGGCGUGUCAAACAGUGCCGCUGCACUUCUGUCGACUUGGAUUAAACCUAAACUCACUGACUGAUGUUGUUGUUGUUGGCUACAUGCGUGCGUUUGUCUUGACUAACAUGCUUGACAUAUAUCAUUGAUAUGUGUUUGUUUAGUCAAAACAACAGUCUUAAUAUUGUGAAGAUAUUCAUCUGAUGCAAUUUAAUGUACUAUAAGUAGCCUGUAGUUGUAAUUAGACAUAUUUUUAUAUUAUUCUCCACUGUGUGGAGGAAGAUUUGCACAUUGAUGCAAAUAUAGUACUCUGUGGCUAGAUUUGUAAGAUACAUAAACGCACACAUAAGGCUAUAUGGGUGUAAAUAAGCAAGACCCAAAUAUACCAAGUAAUGUUUUGCUGGCUUUUAUAUCUGUGUUGUCAAAUAUAUGUGGUGCCAUAUUUACAAUCUUUUUUAUUCGCCUGAUGAAGAAAAUACAGGUGACAAAUGAAAUGCAUGCAAACAUUUUUUUUAUAACAAUGAACAUUUUGUACAGUACUGCAUUUACAAGGAACAAAAUUACUGUGAUUCAAUGAUAAAUCCACAUACAUGUCGUCAAUAAAAAAGGUGUGAUGUGCUGAAUAAAACAGUUAUAGUUUAAAAUUAUAUGAUUGUAAAUGUACAUUAUGUUAUGUAAUGACUUAAUAUGGCCAUAAAAAAUACUCAACUUUUGUUACUCAAUAUGCAAAAUAAAGUGACUGCUUUUUUCUAAGUUGAA